AGCAUUUUUGCUUUUGCAGGGUAUUGAUUUUUAGCCAAUCACAACUUAAGAAAACUUCUGUAAUGACCAAUCAAAUCCUGCCGGUGUUCUUCUCCUGCAAACCCGGCACUCUAGACCAAUAAGAGUUAAGAAUAACCUCAUUGCUCCGGCAAAAACCUGCAGGGCGGGGUCCAUAUUUUUCUAUCCGCCAUCACGGCAGCAACAGCGGCGGCAAUAUUAUUAAUUUUUAUAUUGAUGAGCGCUCAAAUGAAUACAUUAUUACAUGCCCCAAAUAUUACUGGAGAAAAAUCUAAAGACCCACACCAUCCAGAUUAUGUGCCAUCAAAGUUCGCGUACAAAAAAGAAGUGUUUCAGCAGCAAAAGCUACACAGAUUUGAGCGAAAGGAUGUCUUCUACAUCUAGUCACACUGACACUGAUGCUGACUUUGAUACAGGUGUAGACAAUGUUGAAAAUGAUGCAGAGCUGUGCACAAAAUCUUCACAGACUGAAGUUACAUUGGAAAAAUUGCAGCAAGAAAUUUUUAGUCUCAAAAAGGAAAAAGAAGGCAUUCAAAAAGAGUUAUCUACAGCUAGGGUGGAAUUAUUAGAACUUAAGAAUGAUGUGGUUCAACCUUUAGAAAAUGCUUCAAGCACCAAAUUUUCUUAUAAUACUGUGGUUGCUGAAAAUAUGUUGAAUUUUUAUACUGAGAUUACCACGCCUGGUUUAUUUGAAUGGUUUUUAUCGUUUUUUGUUAGAAAAGUGAGAUAUUUUAGCGAGAAACUUUCUCAUAAUGAUCAUUUGUUGCUGGUGCUUAUGAAGCUAAAACUAGGUCUAUUAAACAAAGAUUUAUACCUUAUCGUUUUGGCUUGA
Hydractinia symbiolongicarpus is the source of this 850-nucleotide messenger RNA. RefSeq lists its product as uncharacterized. NCBI's taxonomy places the organism in Eukaryota, Metazoa, Cnidaria, Hydrozoa, Anthoathecata, Hydractiniidae. The record is from RefSeq and is a predicted model, not a curated record. The transcript has 2 exons. Bases 263 to 850 code for a protein of 195 amino acids.